Molecule: messenger RNA, 5388 nt
Organism: Trichoderma breve
Lineage: Eukaryota; Fungi; Ascomycota; Sordariomycetes; Hypocreales; Hypocreaceae
Product: rasGEF domain-containing protein
Exons: 3
Coding region: 1-5388 (1795 amino acids)
Biological process (GO): positive regulation of GTPase activity; Ras protein signal transduction
Cellular component (GO): plasma membrane
Molecular function (GO): guanyl-nucleotide exchange factor activity
Source: RefSeq, a predicted model, not a curated record
AUGGAUGCUGCCGAGCCUCCUCUUGUGGCGGCGCGGCCAUCCCACGCAUUGAGAUCGAAGCCUUCGAUGAAACGGCGAAAAGCACCAUCACUUAAAACCAUACAAACCGCAGCUCAAGGCGCUGGAGCAGCAAAAGAUGACGCCAUUGGGCGGAUACAACCCUCCGGGGACCUUGUGGAUGUAAAGGAAAGAUCACCACCAAAGACGCUGGGCAAGGUGACCCGCAAAGUGUCGGCUACUGGCCGGCCAAUUGUGCCCUUGACUGGGCAGAAAUCUAUCAGCAGAAGCAGAACACUCUCGAUAGGGAAGCGAGAUGAAGAACGUGACCGGUGGGAUGUAGCGCCAGAUGGCGCCUCGGCUGGCCGCGAAGGGCGUCAGUUUACCGUUGCCAAUGUUGGGAAUAAUGGCAAACUAUUUCUGAGACCCUCUGUCCGCCGUGGAAACAAGAGAUAUCCCCAACCCAAUUUCACGUUCCCCAUAACGCCGCCUGGGACUGCCGGCUUGGAGGGUGCAUAUCCAGAGAAUAGUGACGAACCCCCCAGCUUAACAGCGGACCAUCAUGAGAAUCAAUUUACGCCUACACCGAGAACAUCCAUCAUCUCUCCCGCCUACGCUCCAGAUCUCAGCAAUCUUACGUCGCAGCACCGCAGGGCUGUGUCGGACGGUACGAUUCGUGACUUCAAUUCGCCUACUGGUACGGAUACGGAUGGAUAUAGGAUUGUCAUCACAAAGCCAACCCACGGAGAUGAUCAUCGACCCAAGACGACCGAACAUCUGGAAGACUUGGAUGUUGACGGUGUACCGAUGCUCAACAUCAACAUUCCAUCCUGGAAGUUAGGGACACCACGGUUCUCUACCAGAGGCACUCCGAUGCUGAGAGGCUCUUCCUACGCUCCCACCGACGAUUUCCGUUCCAACAGCCGCGCAUCCAUGUAUCAUUCUUCAGAGAGAAGUCUCGGUGCCCCGCUGAGUGGCUUGAGAUCCAGACGUCCUAGUCAUCUUGUCCCUCCAAAACUCCGCUUCCCUCGAACCUCUCAUGCAUCCUCGCAAGCAUCAACCCGACCGCCGCGCGUCGUGCCCUCUACAUAUGCGUCUACACACCUCAUUAUUGAGCCCGACAUGUUUGACGAACUCACCUUCAAGCCCACUUGCGACGAUAAAUUGAUAGUACGCUACUCGCCCAGUGGAUCCGUAACUGCGGCGACCCCUUCCCGACUGGUUGCUGAGAUUACCUCUCCAAGCUUCUUAGACUACGAGCUGAUCUCGGAUUUCUUCUUGACUUUCAGAGCUUUUCUCGAGCCGGACAUCCUGCUGCGAAUGCUCAUGGCGAGGCUUCGGUGGGCUCUGGAACGAACCGACGAGAUUGGUAUGAUUGUCCGCGUUCGAACUUUUGUCGCUAUGCGACACUGGAUCCUCAACUACUUUGUCGAUGACUUUGUCCUGGACUACGAUCUUCGUGUCAUCUUCUGCAUUCUGCUCAACGAUCUUUUCGACGAACUGUCUCAGGAUGCGAGGGAGCGUAGAGUUCAACUCAAGAUAUUGACAGAACUCAAAAAAUGUUGGCGGCGGAUCUGUGCCCACUACUGGGAUGGCCCUGAUUUCGACGAUUCUCUGGGGCCUGGAGCCCCGGUUGCACCAGGGGGCAUUGCUGGAUAUCGGGAUCCCAACCUGGACCCUACCUUUUGGGAAAGGGAGGGAGUAGAUCCCCCCCAGUGGCAUGCCGUGUCUGGCAUACCCGACGGUUUAAGUGACGCUCCCAACUCGAGCGCUGAAGACAUCCCCACGACGGCCCGUUUCGGAGACUUCACUGUAUCGGAUCAUCGCCCAGGAACCCCCGAACAUCAGAUCAUCACCACUACUAUGGUGAGCAACGGACCCGCUUCGCCGCUCAGCAUCGCUAGCAUGGACAUUGUGUCUUGUUCAUUUCCCACCAAGAACGUGAGAUCACUGAAUCCCAACUCCAGCCAGCCGCUGGCAGCUCACCCUGUUUACUCGACGUCUCCCAUCUUGCCGCCGGGAGCUAUAGCAACAACUCCCAAGGCGCUUUCUGGCAAACGUGUUCGACCGGCUCAAAGCCAUGGACGUAACAACAGUGCCACCGACUCCAUAAGGGCCCCUGGCUCGGAUCGUUCCUCGUCGCAAGACGUUGAUUUACAUAUGAUAUUGCAGUCCGCAGGAAAUCUCGUUCGAGGCAACAUUCUCCCACCAGGUCAGCCGUUUGUCGACAUUGAGACUGGUACCCCCACUGGCGACAAUAGGCAGACUACUAUCUUUCAGCCCGUAUCUCGCAAUGCUCCCAAAGACCGGAUCUUUGGUGUCGCCAUGUCUGGUUCUGGAAUGAAGAAGUUCUUGGGCGGUGUUCGACGCGCCUUGAACAACCGAGGGCAGUGGUCGUCUGGAUCACACACAAGUUUGCCUGCCGUCGCCUCCUUGAGUGCUCACACCAUCAGUAUCGACCAGCUACCUGGGACAGCCAUCAUCACGCAAGGCGGCUAUGCCCAGACAACCAGUCGUCCCCAGGUGAGGAUUGACGUGCUUGGGGCCGAAGUGGCUGAAGACUUCAAGAGGGCCAUCCGGGAAGAAGAGGAGGCCGCCGAAGCAGAACGCUUGGGUAUCCCGAGACCUGCUCCAACCCCUGCUUCAACUAGGCGCCGACGGCACAUGGAGUAUUCAGUUGCGCAUAUGGAGUCAAGCACCGGCGAUUAUUUGCCUCAGGACCGGAGGUCACGACCUAUGAGUGACAUGGGCCUCACUACCGGAAGCCAAUCCAUCGUCAUUGUUGAUGAUACUGUCCCUUUCGAUAUACCAGGCAUACGUGACAGACUUCCUGCUGCCACUUUCAACCCCUCCGCUGGUGGAUUAUCGGUGGGCUCCUUUUUAACAGCUGGCGGCGAUCCGACGCCCCCUACAACGCCCCCCGCGCAGCUCAUGGCAGGGACACCACGGAGAUCGUCGUAUCUUCUCGACCAACUCGUCUCUCUGCCCUCCGCCUCCCAGGGGGAGUCCUUGCCCCCGUUCGUCCCAGAUAUGGCAACAUUGGGUCAUACCUAUAGCCAAGGGCAGUCAGAUGAUGCGAGCCGAGUCUCCUUUUCGACAAUGCGUCGCAGCAUUCAGCGCCGGCCCCCCCUCAGCCGGGGAACGCUGCGGGUACAUAGGAGAAACCAGUCUACGAAUACUCAGCAAUCAAGCUACUCCUUUCGGCGCCAUGCUUCGUUUGGCAGCCACCUCGAGCGACAUUCUACAGCUCGGAGCUUUGAUGCUACGACAGAUUCUUCCCUGUUGGACAGAGAAUACGAAGUUCCCGCCGUUGAGCCGCCUCGCAUGCUUCGACGGCGUCCUGGUGGCUAUUUGAGAGCUGCAGUCAACAACGCGGGCGGCUUGAAUAAUCAGCCCACAGUUCGGAAAUCACAUUCCGUUGGCUCCUUGACAAAUUACACUGAUUCUGUCCGGAGCUCCUAUCUCCUUGGUACUCAUGCCGAGCAGGACGAUGACGAUCGCAGCUUCUCUGGUGCGGGAGACCACCCUCGUGAGAGACAAGAGAUAUUUUCCGUUGGUCAGUUGACCGAGAAGCCUGCCAAGCGACACUUGUCUUUGUUUAGUACACAUUCAUCCAAGCCCAUUAUGCGUCCAUCAUUUGAAAUAGAGGCCCGGAAACUGGCACAGAUACCCGAUGAGGACGACGGCGGAAUUGAGUCUGCCUUGCUGAAGCUAGAGGGCAGAUAUCAGCCAAAACCAAAAUCCUUUGAGCAGCUCAGACAAACAGCCAUGAUAGACGCAAAUGAAUUUGGCGGACAAGCAGCCACAGCUAAUUCUUAUACCAGCGAGACCCAAAGCCAGGAGAGUGAAGCGGGUGAAAUGGAUGACGAAUACCAUUCUUGGGAUAAAGGAAAGCAGCCACUGGAUACUGCGCAUAACCGGGAUACCUUGAUUGCCCCUAGCAGGAUAGCCACGCUUGAAACGCGCUCGUUCUUGACCGCUGAUUCUGACGAGUCAUACUGUUCUAUACCUUUGCUUGAAAGGGGUCUGACUGAUGAUGGUCAAAGCAACAGAGGGACAUCCCAGUGGACCAAUCGAUCAGUUCUUCGUGGUUCAUCUGAUGAGGAUGAUGCUACAACCUCUCAUCUCUCCUAUGAUUUUGUCCAAAAGACGGAGAGUAUUGAGAGGGUCAAGACCCGGAAGACGGCUUCUCUUCCAGUGGCAGAAGAUCAGACGUUCUUGGAAGAUGCUAGUGUCGGCGGUUCAGAUCUCUCUUCUGAGCUCUCCCCCUCUGAGGAUGAGGGCUCGAACAAUUCCCGCGAGAGAGCAGGCGUAUUUUCUAUAUCAUCACAACCGCAUCCAUUCGGAGAUCCUAUUGCGACGCCUCGGUCAAAUUCUUCCUCUGCUCCUAUGACACUUGCCCAAGCAUUGGCGAUGAGUCCGGUGAUGAUGAGCCCGGUGCUGACGAACACGGAGAGAACCCUGGAUCUAGAUCAAAUAUGGACCCGCACACCUCUCCCCCUCUCGCCAGAAAUAUUUCAAGAUGGUCCCAACACAGCUGAGCAUGUGCCUCCUCGCACUUCUGAAGCUCUUCCCCCACUGCCUCAACCGGAGACUCCGAAUACGCUCAAGUAUUCAAUCCACCUGCCAUUUAUCCUGGCAUUUGAAUCUGAUAUCUUGGCUCAGCAGUUCACCCUCAUAGAGAAGGAUGCUCUCAACGACAUAGACUGGAGAGAGCUAAUUGAGAUGAACUGGAGAAAUGCCACCAGCAACGAUUCCCGCUCAUGGGUUGACUUUUUGAGAAACACCAAUGCCCACGGAGUCGAAGUUGUUGUUGCACGAUUCAAUAUCAUGGUCAAGUGGGCCAUUUCCGAGAUUGUGCUAACCCAGCACAUUGAAGAGCGGGCUCGAUGCAUCAUUAAGCUCAUUCACAUUGCGGCGCAUUGCCGGCGGUAUCGCAAUUUCGCCACCUUGGCGCAGCUUACCAUCGCAUUAUCCAGUGCUGAAGUCGCCCGUCUGUCAAAGACGUGGGAUUUGGUUCCAGCUCGUGACCUGAAUACCCUCGGCGAACUCGAGGCCCUCGUUACCCCCUCGCGCAACUUUUACAGCCUUCGAGCUGAAAUGGAGGUCGGUUCAGACGGGGGCUGCAUUCCAUUCGUCGGCAUUUACACGCAUGAUCUUCUCUUCAACGCGCAACGUCCCUCAGAGAUUGCCAGCUCGCCAACUACUCCGCCGCUCAUCAAUUUUGAACGGUGCCGUAUUGGCGCGGCCGUAGUCAAGACGCUGUUGAGGCUGCUGGAAGCUAGCACGCGGUACACUUUCCAACCAAUCGAAGGUAUCACGGAACGAUGUCUCUGGAUGGGUGCACUAAACGACGAUGAGAUUCGACGACAUUCUGAGGCUCUGGAGUAG